UUUACUUGAUCUAUGAGAGCAACACGGAGGUUCACUCGUGAGCUCGAAUCGAUUGUAGACUUAGUUGUUUUGUGUGUAGGAAUCGGGAUUUAUUAGAUCAGAUUAUAUUCUGUACGUUUAUACUCUCUCUACUCUUUGGUACUAUAACCUUUUUGAAGUUUGAUGUUCUGUUGUUCGUGUGUCGUGAUAUAGAAAACUUGAUAACGUUCUUUUUUUCGAGUUAAGUUACUCGUUUAACUAAAGUAAUGUAAAAUUACAAAUAUCUGAUAUAUGUGAAGAAAAAAAGUUUACCUUUUAUCGCUUAAGUUUUUAAAAAUCACAAUGGCAGUGCUAGCAGCGGCACAAUUGCUUGACGAGUUGAUGGGAAGACAUCGAAAUACUAAUCCGAAUGAGAAAAUAAAAAAACCUAAUUGGGAAGAUCCAGAAUACUGUAAAUAUUAUAUGGUUAAGUUCUGUCCUCACGAUUUGUUUGUGAACACGCGAGCUGAUCUAGGAGCUUGUCCGAAAGUACAUGAUGACGAAGUUAAGGAACUUUUUGAUAAGGCUGAGGCUUCAUACAAAAAGGCUCAAUACGUUGAAGAAUUCCUGCGAUUUUGCCGUCACAUGAUUAGUGAUGUUGAAAGAAAAAUUCAAAAAGGUAAACAAAGAUUAGAACUUAUGAAUUCCAAACCAGAGGGUCCACCUAUGACUCAGGCUCAAACAGAGAAGAAUGUGGAGCAGGUAAAAUUACUAUCGGAAAAGAUUAGUGCUUUAGUGAGAGAGGCUGAAGAGGCAGGUACGUGUGGCAAUGUGGAACAAGCCCAGGGUCUCAUGAAACUGUGUGACAGACUCAAGGAAGAAAAAGAUCAACUUCUUAAGCAACAAGAAAAUAGCCACUGGUCAAUGACGGCUGAGUUAGCAGCAGCUCAGGAGAAGCAGAUGGAAGUGUGUCCCGUGUGUGGAGCGUUUCUUAUUGUUGGCGAUGCACAGCAGAGAAUAGAUGACCACUUGUCAGGAAAACAGCAUGUCGGAUACUUCAAACUUCGUCAAGCGUAUGAAGAAAUGAAUGAAGCCCGUGAGAAGGAACAGCAAGAGAAAGAAAGGCGACGUCGGGAAGAAAGAGACAGGGAGCGUAGCAUCCGUGGAGGGGGCUUGGGCUCCGAUAGACGUGAUCGAGAGAGAAUGGAGAGAGAUCGUGAGCGUGACAGAGACAAGGAUCGUGACAAGGACAAGGAGAAAGAGAAAGACAAGGAUAGAGACCGCCAUAGGUCUAACCGCGAGGAGCGGGGUGGUCGUGAUCGUGAUCGUGACAGGGAGCGCGAGCGUGACCGGGACAAGGACAGGGAGAGGGAGCGUGACAAGGAGAGGGAGCGUGAUCGUGACAAGGACCGCGACCGUGAGCGAGACAGGAAGCACCGCAGGGAGCAUCGUAACUCUCACGAGCGUCCGCGUCGGCGUUCUCGUGAGCGUCACUAGCGAAUGACUGAGGUAUCACAAAAGCGCCUCGAAACGUUGGCAAACAACAUAGACGAAGAUCGACAUCGGCCUGCCGUCCCGACUGCAGAAAAAUAGGUACUUUUGAAAUUAAAGACACCAGCCAGCCAGUGAAGAGACGAAGGAUUCCGACCGCGACCGUCACUGUGGACAUCGGUUUCGAGGUGACAUAGAAUAAAUAGUCUCCUGUUAAAAAUAACAAUUUUCUUAUUAAUUCCGCAAUGGUUUAUUCGAAUGCAUGUAUCGUCUUGCGUUUAUAAAUAAACUUGUAAUUAUUUCGAGUUAGAUAAUAAGUACGCGUAAAAUGUAGCUACGUCGGCAAAUGUUUUCUUCGUAGGAAGGUUUUUUCUGUAAACCAGAUACCACGGAGUACUUCAGGUAUUUAUUGAACUUUUAUUUUGUUUUAAUUGUGAUUAAUUUGUUUCGUAUGACUUAAAAUGUGUGAACCAAUAGGAUUGUCCAUAUUAAUAUAAUAAAACGAUAGCAUAGCAAAA
Molecule: messenger RNA, 1967 nt
Organism: Melitaea cinxia (Glanville fritillary)
Lineage: Eukaryota; Metazoa; Arthropoda; Insecta; Lepidoptera; Nymphalidae
Product: luc7-like protein 3
Exons: 9
Coding region: 322-1455 (377 amino acids)
Biological process (GO): mRNA splice site recognition
Cellular component (GO): U1 snRNP; U2-type prespliceosome
Molecular function (GO): mRNA binding
Source: RefSeq, a predicted model, not a curated record